Molecule: messenger RNA, 1447 nt
Organism: Paramecium pentaurelia
Lineage: Eukaryota; Ciliophora; Oligohymenophorea; Peniculida; Parameciidae
Source: the annotation of a GenBank genome assembly
AUGGGGAUAUGCACAUCAAAAAAAAAAGUGGAUGAGAACAUUUAAAUAGUACCCUACAAGUAAAAUUAUAUAAAUGAUGUAUUUUGAUAGAGUUUGUAUAACUGCGUUCAUUUGGAAUAAAGAAAGUCAUAAUUUAUUUGAUUUUGAGAGUAAUUAGGCUGCUAAAAAGGAAAUAGAAUUAGAUUUUUCAGGUAGUUAUGAAUCAAAUAAUUAGCAACACUUUCAAUGGUGGAUAACUAAAUUAUCGCAUUAACAGAUAAUGUAUAAAAUUCUCACAAUUAUAAAACAGGAAUAUGUAAAUAAAUAGAUCCAAUUACUCAGAGUUGAUUGCUAAUAAGAAUAUAUGAUGUUGUCAGGUAUGAGUUAAAAAUCAGAUUAAAGAGUUUGGGCUAUUUUAUGUAAUAGACCAGAUUUUGAAUCAUUGAAUGUAUAUUAUAAACUAUAAUAAGGAAUGGGAACUCUAAAAAGGUGAUAUGAUAAAAUUAGGAAGAAUGAAAUUAUAACUUUUAGAUUUUAAUUAUGAAAUUGAUGCUCUUUAAUAAUAAAAAGAAUAAGUAGAAAAUGAUGAUGAAUUAUAAUCUAAAGAUUUAGAACUUGAAGCUAGUUAAUGCAGAAUUUGUUUCUCUAAGAGUGGUUCUCUAUCUAACCCACUCUUUAGUCCUUGUAAAUGUAAUCUAAAUCAUUAUUUUAAUUAGGUAUUGGCUCUAUGAAAUAUGUCCAUCUUAAUUGUCUAUAAAUUUGGAUUCAGUAAUAAAUUAAAAUUAAAAACCAGCAGUCAUCAAUUCAAUAUAUAUGGAAGAAAAUGGAAUGUGAAAUUUGUAAAAUGUCUCUUUAAAGUACUUACACAUAUUAAGGUUAAAUAUUUUGCAUUAUGCAAAUAUAAAAACCUGUUGUUCCUUAUAUGAUAUGGAAAAUAACAUCUGAUGAUAAAUCAAAAGAAGGAAUUAUCUAAGUUAUGGAAUUGCUUGAUAAAUCUGAAAUCAAAAUAGGCAGAGUCCCUGAUUGUGACAUUAAAUUAAAGGAUAUUUCUGUCUCUAGAAGCCAUGCUAUUAUUAAAGUGAUAAAAUAAGAAGAUAAUAAAUAUAAAUUGAUUUUGUAGGAUAAUAAUUCUAAAUUUGGAACUUUGUUAUAUGCAUAAUCAGAUAAAUUAUUAAGAUAUGAAUUAUAAUAUCAAUAAAAGGUUCUCUAUUAAAUUGGGAGAGUUCUCCUUUAUGUAUAAUUAAAAGAAAAAGGCAAAUCUUAUAACAAAUAGUAUUCCUAAUUUUCUAUUUUUAGAUUUACUUGUUAUAGACAUCCAAAUUAAAUUCAAGUCUUUCCCAAAAAAACCAUUAAUGAAUAAGCUACAAUUGUUCCAAAUUUUGAAAAAGACAAAGAUAACCAACUAUCAUUUUAAACACAUAAUGAAUUAAAUCAGGAUGACAUAGUUAUUAAUGUUAAAUAAAUAUGA